ACAUAAGUAUGGAGUAAAAUUAUAUAAAUUAUGUACUCCUGAGGGAUACUCAUAUAAUACAAUUAUUUAUACAGGCAAGGAAGGUAAUCGUCGAGAGCAAGAUCAUGGAAAAAUGACAGUUUUGAGACUCAUUAAAGGGUUAGAAAAUGAGGGUCGUAUUGUUGUUGCUGACAAUUUUUACUCUUCUAUUGGGUUGGCUGAAGAACUUUUAAAACAGAAAACUUUUUAUUGUGGUACCCUCCGAUCGAAUCGUAGAGGAUUACCUAAGAAAGUAAUAUCCACUAAAUUAAAAAAAGGUCACACUAUGGGAAAAAUGAAUUUAAAGGGUGUAAAAAUUAUAAAAUGGUGUGAUAAGCGCCAAGUUUUAAUGAUCACAACCUGCAAAGGUCACAAUGCUGUUUUGGUAAACACAGGCAAGAAAACAAGAGCUACUAACGAACAUAUUAAAAAGCCUUCAUGCGUUCUUAUGUAUAAUGAAAACAAAAAAGGUAUUGAUUACAGUGACCAAAUGUCUUCAUAUUACACAACUUUAAAACGAGGCCUAAAAUGGUAUAGAAAAGUUAUGGCAGAAUUUUUAUUUCUUUAAUUUUUAUUUUAAUUUUUAUUUACUUCUCUUGUGAACGCAUGGAUUAUUUAUAAUAUGUCCAAUGCUGAAAACAAAAUGCCGAAGAAAGAUUUUUCUGAAUCAAUAAUUGAAGCGCUCACUGGGCGAAGCAUUUCUGAAUUGCCUGGUGGCAGAUGUACCGAUCAUGCACUACAAAAGGGUGGUAAACGAAAGCGCUGCGUAGGUUGUUAUGAAAAAUUGAGAUUAACUUUAAAUAGUUCCGAGGCUGCAAAAAAGACCAAAAAAAUUGUUACUUUUUGUGUCCAAUGUGACAAAUCCUUCUGUUUGCCCUGUUUUAACGAAAAACAUUUUGAUCAAUAA
Achroia grisella is the source of this 925-nucleotide messenger RNA. Its product is annotated as piggyBac transposable element-derived protein 3-like. NCBI's taxonomy places the organism in Eukaryota, Metazoa, Arthropoda, Insecta, Lepidoptera, Pyralidae. The transcript has 2 exons. The record is from RefSeq and is a predicted model, not a curated record.